Exophiala xenobiotica is the source of this 1443-nucleotide messenger RNA. RefSeq lists its product as uncharacterized. The record is from RefSeq and is a predicted model, not a curated record. The coding region runs from base 1 to 1167 and encodes 388 amino acids. NCBI's taxonomy places the organism in Eukaryota, Fungi, Ascomycota, Eurotiomycetes, Chaetothyriales, Herpotrichiellaceae. The transcript has a single exon.
AUGACCUUCUUCAAUGCCAACCAAUCUUUCUUCCUGGACGCUACGGCGUCUAGUCAACUCCCCAUUGUCGUGAACGUCCUGCCCCUCAACGACGUUGAGGUCUUUCAAUACCUGGAUGCCCAUCCAGAUGCUCUCGUCCGUUACUUGACGGAGCGGGUUGGGCUCGCGGAGUCCCUCAUCAGGACUCUCGCGCCGCCACAAGACCGAAACGACGAGGCCGCCCCUGCAAAAGGGAGCAACGAUGCCUCAGAUGAUGCGGUCGCCGACGACGAUGAUUUGGAGUCGGUGAUCUUUGUAUCAUCUGGGGCAUGCGAUGAACAGGCCGUCGUUGAGGGUGAUGAGGGCGACGACGACAAUGGGGAGGUUGAUGACGACAAUAACUCGGUCGACAGUGAGGCCUCUGAGGAGGAUGACUCUCAGGCUGGUCCUGAGGUCAAUCCGACUCAUGCCGAGGAGGAGAACACCACCACCAACACUCCCCUCUCUUCUUCCCCCAGUUCUGGCUCCCCGUCGACCACCACACCAUCAGCCCCCAUAACUCCUCCCCAAUCAUCACCACCACAAGAUGCCUCCAUCCUGCCAUAUCCGGCACCUCCCAACCUCGUCGCCGCCUCCAGACAGCAGCCGGAUGGCAAGAAAUGGCGUCUGUUCGAGGAGGAGUCCUGCAUUCGACACAUGCUUGACAUCCGCAACGAAAACCAGUUGCAGGGAGAGGCUCGUUUUGCUGAAGCGCAGCGAAGAAUGGCAGCAAUGGAUGGCAUCAAAAAAGACGGAAAAUUCGCUAUCAAGAACUUCUGGAACCGUGUUGGCCGUGCUCGCUCUGGGUUUGACGAGAGAAAGAACAAGAAAGCACCACUGGCGACGUCUCGACAGGGCAAGAGUGCCACAACAUCAUCCUCUCGACCAAGGUCGACUCCUCGCAAGCGCAAGGCUACAGCGUCAACAACCAAGACGAAGCGCAAAGAUGAAAGCGGGUCGGACUCCGAAGAGGAGGGUCCAGACUAUUCGGUCCCAUCAGAGGACGACGAACCAUGCAAACCACUUUCCAGAAAGAGAGGUCGAGACGACGACAGUGAGGAUGAAGGAGAGCCCGAUCAACAGACCAUCAAUGCAGUUGCCAAAGGGUUAAGAACACCAAAGAGAAUGCGCACUGCUGUAGAGGCGUGAGAGCUCGAAAUUUGACAUCAAACAACACCACAGGCAUUGAGAGACUUGACUGAAUUUAUCGACAUGAGGGAGGUGGAUUGGACAUGUGUUGAAGUCCAUAAACAUGGAACCAUUACCCCGGCUGGUCCGGUGCAUUGGCAGGAAUGGAGAGUUGAAAGAUGUUUUGAAUCGUGGCAAAGAUCACCACCAAGGAAUCGAUGAAAGUAGAAUGCUAUCUAACAUGGGAUAUGCUCUUGGAUAUUGGAUAGGCGGGUGUGAUGGCGAGGCCUAAUGAAG